AUGUCGGCGCCCACUAUCAUCCCGGAUCGCACAUUGCACGAUGCAAUUAUUGCCGCGCUCUCUCUCGAGACUCAGUCCGAGAAAGAAGAAGCCCUGACUGCGGCGCUCAAAAGCUGGCAAAACCAUGGCGACGGGACUUGCUCUCCUCACCUACUCGUUCACGUACUUCAAAACGUGUACAAGCUCCCAGAGCUACCUACGACACUCAAAGACCAGGACGCGUCGGACUUUGAUACACUGAAAAAGGUCUGCAAAGAGCUCAAGUUCACAUUAUUCUUCGCGUCCGUAAAGAAACUGCUCGGCUGUAAUCUCUUCGUGGAAAUCCGCGGUGCCCGGAGAUGGGAGAACAGCCGGCCCAAAAUCGAUCCAACCAAAGAUCACACUAUUAGGGUCGAUCAACUAAACUUAACGCGAGUCAUUGACUUGGAGGGAAAGCUACGUGCAUUGCGACUACCCGUGCGAGAUACUGAAGUCACACAGAAGGAAGCCUUCACACAUGAUACUGCUCAGAUUGAAACUGAGGUUGAAGGGAAAGAGAUGGGUGGUGGUAUGGAGGCUGAGCUAUUUCACCAGCAUGUCAAAACUGCGCUCGUCAUCAUACCUCCGCGCAAUUUUCGCGCCUUCGAUGUUCGUAAGCGUUUCAUGCUCAGUCCUGAAGGCAAAGGAGUCGAAGCUGCUCUCUUCAUGGUCAGUGGAUGGGAAUAUGCCAAAGCGGAACCCAUAAUCAAAAUGCUCGAUGACGCAACGGAGAAAGUACGUUCACCCGACGCAGGCCUGGCUAGUCUUCUGCAACUACAGAGACUCUGCAGGCUCUUGCUCGAAUACCACGAUCCAGGUGAUUACCGAAAAGAGGGGCAUACUUUCAUGUGCGCAAGGUUUCCCUUGAUACCCGGCGAGGUAUUGGACCAGCUGACCGCUGUGUGCAUCGAGUUUGGCCACGCGGAUCUGAGGCAGAAGGCUAUGAAACAGCUCAGUGCCUCUUUUCAACGCCAAGUACGCGCCGAUCGGACCAUCGAUGCUAUCGGUCGCUUGUUGUACAAGACACAAGAUGUCGAGCAGUUGAAGAAGGCGGACGGGUUCAUCAAAUCCCAGAACAGUAUCAAAGACAAGAUGGAGAUGUGUGGUAAAGUUCAAGCAGCUUACGACCGAGCUGGAGAUGCAGACGAGUAA
Molecule: messenger RNA, 1170 nt
Organism: Alternaria conjuncta
Lineage: Eukaryota; Fungi; Ascomycota; Dothideomycetes; Pleosporales; Pleosporaceae
Exons: 2
Coding region: 1-1170 (389 amino acids)
Source: RefSeq, a predicted model, not a curated record